Trichoderma breve is the source of this 420-nucleotide messenger RNA. RefSeq lists its product as uncharacterized. The transcript has a single exon. Gene Ontology annotation, cellular component: mitochondrion. The record is from RefSeq and is a predicted model, not a curated record. NCBI's taxonomy places the organism in Eukaryota, Fungi, Ascomycota, Sordariomycetes, Hypocreales, Hypocreaceae. The coding region runs from base 1 to 420 and encodes 139 amino acids.
AUGAUUCUACACGAGUUGACGGCGAUUGUGCCUCUGUUUGGGCUAUUCGCCCUGUUUCACUACACCACUUACGUGCCCAUCUCGUACAUGACUGAGCACUUUGGCGAGUACGUGCAAGGAGGGGUAUACAGGUUUGAAAAGUAUUUUAAGCGAAAAGGCUGGUUUGGCUUUGGGCAGGAGGACAGCAGCACAUCUCCACAGCUUACGCCUGGGACCACGAGCCAAGACGCACACGUGGAGGACGCUAUACAGCGAUGGGAAAAGGGAGAGCAAAAGUACAAGAUCCUUGUCGAGGUUGCCUUAGCCUACGCAAUAACGAAGGCCCUCCUGCCUGUCCGAAUCAUCGGCAGCGUUUGGGCUACGCCAUGGUUCGCAAACAUACUCGUUAGAAUCAAGUCCUCACUGGCACGAAGGCCCUAA